ACUGGUAGAGCGUUUGAUCCAGCAUAGCGACAUCAAUCCCUCAAAUCUCACCAUUAACAACACUCACAAGAUACAACUUCACCUUUCGAGCUCAUCCACGCAUUCUCACUACACUCCUCCAUCGCCCACUCCAUCAACAGCGGCAUCAGCACCAGAUUCGGCCUCACCCUCACCCCGCUCUAUUCCAACUCCACCUCACUUUCCCACGCUUCACCUGAACCCCCCGUUGGUUACAUUCGUCCACACCAUAUCUCCCCCUUUUUACCCUCAAAUCUACUCGAGCCAUCGAGCCCAGACUUAAACGCAAACACAUCUUCAACUGCAAAACCCGCACUCGAUUUACCCAUCUUGCAACGACCUAACGAAUUUACGACAUCGAUCGAGCCACAGUCUUCCACCCUUCGAAACAUUCGAUUUCUCCUUUUCGUACACAUACACGGUACACGCACCAGUAUUUCGUAUUAUUAUCGUUCGGAAUAACAGUUAUCUUCGCGCACACACUUUACCCCCGGGCGGCGACCGGUGCUCGCAGGUCGAUGUGGAGGAGGCGGGCACUGUGAUUCCUCCAAAGGCCACUGAGAGCAUUGUUGAAGUGGUCGCUUGCUGCCGUUUUUCGAAUAAGCGCAUUUCGUCAAGUUUCUAGUGUGAUAGAUAUUGCAAUCAUCUUGUCCUGCAGUAUUGUUGAAGGCACCCGAAGGAGUCAUAAACUUGCAAAGAGUUCCAGGGGUCCACUGCAAACGCAGGACCUGAGGGAUACUUUAUCUCGUCUUUCUCAGUUCUUCCCUCUGUAUAAGUACUGUUUUGGUCUACCGCAUACAAACUUGAGAAAGCGGAACCUUUCCCCAGCCUGCAGUUGACUUGGCGGCAAACGAAGUACGGGCAUGGAUUCACAGUUUACACCUACUCGAGAAGAUUUGUACCAUGUCCAGAUGGACGUUAAACAUGUUCAGGCUGUACAGAUAAACCACGCAGAAAGAUUGCUUAGGCUGGAAAAACGCCAGGCUGAUGAUGCUGCACUGAAAUCUGUCUGGGGAAAUGGGUCUCCAUUUCCAAGCGUACUGAGCGGAACCCCUCAACAAGGUCAGUGCAGAUUGCUUGCUACCCUGAGCGAGUAAUGAACUAAGCAUAUCACAGGUCCCGUCCAACACCAUCCCACCGACGUUUUUGAUGAUUUUGACGAUGAGCAAAGUCACAAUCUCCUUGGAAGUCUUCAGCUGGAGGCUGAGGAAGAGCCGGUGCGUCGUGGAGCAUCGAGAGCGAAUAGUGUCCGUUUCGAUGUCAGCGCUCUCCAAGGGUCGAAUUGGAACGUGGGUUCAAGAAAUUCGGGAGACUUUGGUCCUGUUCGUCCAAGCAGUGGUAUUGGAAGUCAUCCCAUGACAGAGCGAUCGUUGUCACAUAAAUCAGAUGGCAGACAUAGUUCAGCUGGGCAUUCUGUACACUCCAUGCAUUCUGGAAGAAACAGUAGCCUUGGACUUGAUACCAACUUCAUCAUUGGUGGUCAAGACGAUGACUCUCCAUUAGAUACACCUGAUCCUCCUCCUGGAUUAUUCGUCUUGGGUUCCGUACCCUCAAUCAUUCGAUGUUGGCUCACAACUAAUUUUUCACACAAUGCAUUACUCUACGCUGAUAUCUGCUCUGGUUCUCAAAAGUCUGUUCUCGAUUACAGUUUGGUAAAGGAACUUGGACUCACAGAGCAAAUCGAAAAGACCUCAGCUGGCCAUCACAUCAGACUUCCCGUAUAUCUCCCUGAAGCUGUCAUAACUCAGCCAACUUCGAGAUCAAACAGUCCUGCUCCGCAACUUCCCACCCUUAGUGCAGAUUUCGAAAUCGUAGGCCUCAACCAACGUAACACCCCUGAGCGCAAGCAGGGAAUUCGUAUAAUUCUUGGUAGUGAUAUCCUCCGCGUCCAUAACGCGGAUAUCUUCUUCUCCCAGAAUCUCAUGACGCUCUAUGGCGAUGACCGCAGCAAAUUAUCCGUCCCGUUUGUUAGACCAGAGGACGAUAACUUGUUCAAAAACUUGUGCACUUCCAAUAUUCCCCCGGAGAAGAACGAACUGAAGGCGACCGCAGCCCCUUUCACUCCAGUAGUUACCAAAAUCAAAAUCGGAGCCACUGAAACUGCUGUUCCUAAGUCUGUCUCACCCGUUAGACAGGAAGUUGUAAAAGCAAAGCAGGCUGACCAAGCCGCCGCGGCCAACUCAGCACAACCCGAAUCGCCUUUUACACCUGUGUCAAUGUCCGAAUCGAGUACCUUGGAUCGAGUUACUGGUGCUUCGGAGAAUACAUCGACUGUCCCUAACCAUUCAGGAUUAGAAAAAUCACAAAACGCUGAACAAACACAUGGAGCUGACGGAUCAUCGCCCGUUGCACCACCAGAGUCUAAUCGCCGAGAUUCUUCGGUUGGUAUCUGGGGAUCCUGGCGUCAUGGAACCGUCAAUGGAGGCGAGACUGGCCGCGAAGCCGAAUCCACCAGUGGUUACCAGCGCGCAGCCCGAGGAGGUAGAAGCAUGAAAGUCCUCAAGCCGUCGUCAAAGUCGGUCUCUUCGAUUGCUGUGCCAUCAUCGCGAUCGGUAUCCUCAGCAGCUCGUCCAGGAGCUGCCUACGAUACUCCGCCGGCUCCUCGCUCGGCGGUUGAGAUGCGCCGGAAGAGUCAGGUUGAGAAUCCACCGUUGAAAUGGGAGAGUAAACGAACCAGCAGUGAGGAGCAUAAGCCUGGUGGUGUGGGAAGGACGGUCGUUGCUAGUAUCCCGCGAAACGAGAAUCCGGUUGGCGGUGCGAGUGCGUUUUCGUGGAUGAAGGCUGCUAGUAAGAAGGCUACUACUACUGCUGAGUAAGUGGGCGCGAGAUGGAUGGUAUCAUGUUCACAGUGGAAGUUUUGAUCGCGUGGGUUGGGCUGUGUAUAUCACUGGAUGAUUUGUUGCGGGGACAGGG
This is a messenger RNA of Hymenoscyphus albidus, 2931 nucleotides long. Lineage: Eukaryota; Fungi; Ascomycota; Leotiomycetes; Helotiales; Helotiaceae. The record is from the annotation of a GenBank genome assembly.